This is a messenger RNA of Lichtheimia ornata, 1164 nucleotides long. RefSeq lists its product as uncharacterized. Gene Ontology annotation, biological process: actin cytoskeleton organization. Gene Ontology annotation, molecular function: actin binding. Lineage: Eukaryota; Fungi; Mucoromycota; Mucoromycetes; Mucorales; Lichtheimiaceae. The transcript is spliced from 2 exons. The coding region runs from base 1 to 1164 and encodes 387 amino acids. The record is from RefSeq and is a predicted model, not a curated record.
AUGACAGCUCAUCAACAAUACUCCCGCCCCAGUAAUCGCUCGAGACGUCAACAAGAGAAGAUUGGAGAGGACGUUGCAUUGGCAAACUACAUGGCAUCCAACAAGAUGCGACACCACCACAAGCAAAAGCAGCUUGAUCAAGCAAACAUGAUGCCACCUUCUGGUUGGGGAUAUCCCAACAUGGGUUAUCCAUCCCCUGCCGAAUGGGCAUACUAUCAGCAACAAUACGCUGCCGCUGCUGCUCAUGCUCAUGCUCAUGCUGCAUCCCAGCAAAAGAAUGGUGGCUCUUAUGUACCUUAUCAGUACUAUUAUCCUAAUUGCCAUCCUAAUCUUUGGGUUGAUACAUCCGCUGCUGCACCUCGUUCUAUUCACAAAUCAACAUCAACACCUACUCGUAGUAGUAGUCCUCGAUCAUCACCAGCACAACGAUCACCCCAUUCACGAUCAUCCAUUUCUUCUCAGCAUUCGUUGUCUUCUUUUCAUGAUCCACGACCUUCUCGCACAUCCUCUUCAUCUUCAUCCACUGUAUCAGGUGCCUCUUCGACCGAAUUUUCUAUAGGACGACGAUCAUCGGUUACAUCGAUUGCAUCCUCUGUAUCCGGUAUGUCGGUGAGUUCCAAGCGAUCCUUUUCUCGACGUAUCAAGGAAGUUUUCAAAGGAAAGAGUGAAUCCGAAGUACCUGAAACGACGACAUCAACACGUGUACGACGACGUUCAUCCAUUGCUGCCUUGUCAGGUCUUUUUCAAAAGCACAACAAUGUACCCACCGUGCCUGAAGAAGAAGCCACCGAUGAAGAACAUCAACAUCAACAAGAAGAAGCAUUACCAGCACCACCAGCACCACCCUUUGUGAAAUCAUCGUGUCCAACGCCACCACGAACACCCACUAUCUCAUCCAAUGUAUCGACCGUCUCAUCUUUAUCUUCGUCAUCUUCUUCUUCUUCCUCAUCCGGCAAAAAGAAAAAGAUUCAAUUCUACCCCACCAUUCAAGUGCAUGAAACGUUCAGCUCCAGUGAAUACGAUCGUCGAUGCGAUACGGAAGCAACGUGCCAAAAAUUGACCCCUACAUUGGCCGUCAAGAUAAAACAGGAAUUGAAUGAGUACAAAUUGACCGACAUGGAAGUACACGUGGAAAGUCGUCGAUAUACCCACUUUCUCUUGUAA